UGUGUGCAGAGCAGCUGGCCAGAUGUUGGACGCGGAGCUGCUGUCGCUGACCUCGGUGCUGAACACGACGUCAGAUGAACCUGCGCGCACCACAGGAGACACGAUACAGCCUCACUCCCUCUUUGAUUUAUUGAAGCUACUCUAAACACCCACUUUUGCUUUCUAAACUUUGAUCUUUUUUAUUUUUCCGUCCCUACUCUUUCUCUCACACACAUACACACUCUCUGUUUUUUUUUUAACUCCGGACAAAUCCACAACAGAUGCACAACGCUGGCUAUCAAUUUCACUCCUUUUCGUUUUCCGUCGUGAUGGCACUUGGCGCGGCUACUGUACGCCAGGCAGGAGAUGAGCUGGUGGUGGAUGAAGGCGCACAGAUCGUUUGAUUCCUCCUCCUUUUUUCUCGCUUUAGCGCUUUCAUUGUGAAAAUUAGACUCGUCUUCUGGACCGUCGCCUCCCCUGGACUCAGAUUUAUCACAACUUGUGUUUGUUGUUUUCCUCGCAGCCGCUGCAGUCGGCCAUCCUGCGCCGUAACAUGACGAUUAAGCAGUAGAAAUAAAAACAGUGAGAAACAGGCCCUACACAUAGAAACUGGAUAUGGCAUCCGUGAGGACGAAAGCCACGGAAUUUGCGGGGAAGACCCUGGGUCAUAUGUACAGGGUGAUAGAGAGGAAACAGAAAACCGGGGAGGUGAUCGAGCUGACGGAGGAUGGGCGGCCCCGGGAGGCCGCGGAGAAGAAAGCCCCGCUGUGCGACUGCAAGUGCUUCGGUCUGCCCCGCCGCUACAUCAUCGCCAUCAUGAGCGGCCUGGGCUUCUGCAUCUCCUUCGGUAUCCGGUGUAACCUGGGCGUGGCCAUAGUGGGCAUGGUCAACAACAGCACCAUCCACCAGAACGGCAAGAUCAUCAUCAAAGAGAAAGCCAAGUUCAACUGGGAUCCAGAGACAGUGGGAAUGAUCCACGGAUCUUUUUUCUGGGGCUACAUCGUUACACAAAUCCCGGGAGGAUACAUAUCCUCCAGGCUGGCAGCGAACAGGGUAUUUGGUGCAGCCAUUGUGCUAACCUCGACUCUCAACAUGUUCAUUCCCUCGGCUGCCCGAGUCCACUAUGGGUGUGUCAUCUUUGUCAGGAUAUUACAAGGGUUGGUGGAGGGAGUGACCUACCCGGCCUGUCAUGGCAUCUGGAGUAAGUGGGCUCCUCCGCUGGAAAGGAGUCGUCUGGCCACCCUGUCGUUCUGUGGCUCUUAUGCUGGGGCUGUGAUAGCGAUGCCUCUGGCUGGGAUCCUGGUUCAGUAUUCAGGCUGGUCCUCGGUGUUCUAUGUCUAUGGAUGCUUCGGCAUUUUCUGGUAUAUGUUCUGGAUCUUUGUGUCUUAUGAGAGCCCUGCUGUACAUCCAACCAUCACUGAUGAGGAACGCUGCUACAUUGAGGAGAGCAUUGGAGAGAGCGCCAAGCUGGCCGGUCCUGCUGAGAAAUUCAAGACCCCCUGGAGGAAGUUCUUCACCUCUAUGCCUGUCUAUGCAAUCAUCGUGGCCAACUUCUGCAGGAGCUGGACGUUUUACCUGCUGCUGAUUAGCCAGCCUGCAUACUUUGAGGAAGUCUUUGGCUUUGAGAUAAGCAAGGUUGGCAUACUGUCUGCCCUGCCACAUUUGGUGAUGACUAUCAUCGUGCCCAUCGGCGGCCAGCUGGCCGACUACCUACGCAGCAAGAACAUCCUGUCGACUACCACUGUCAGGAAAAUCAUGAACUGUGGAGGAUUUGGCAUGGAGGCCACAUUGCUGCUGGUGGUAGGAUAUUCCCACAGCAAAGGGGUGGCCAUCUCCUUCCUGGUGCUGGCAGUGGGCUUCAGUGGAUUUGCUAUAUCAGGCUUUAAUGUCAAUCACUUGGACAUCGCUCCACGCUACGCCAGUAUCUUAAUGGGAAUCUCUAAUGGUGUGGGUACCCUGUCUGGGAUGGUGUGCCCACUGAUUGUUGGUACCAUGACAAAGAACAAGACUCGAGAGGAGUGGCAAUAUGUGUUCCUGAUCGCCUCCUUGGUGCAUUAUGGGGGUGUGAUCUUCUACGGGAUCUUUGCUUCGGGAGAAAAACAGCCGUGGGCCGACCCAGAACUGACCAGCGAGGAGAAGUGCGGCUUCAUAGACGAGGACGAGCUGGCAGAAGAGACGGGCGACAUCACUCAAAGUUACGGUGCCUUUGGAGCUCAGCCCAAGUCGUACGGUGCGACCACGCAGGUGAACGGAGGCUGGGCUUCAGGGUGGGAGAAGACAGAGGAGUACGUCCAGGAGGAGGCGCAGGCAGGAGGCUACGGCUACAGGCAGGAUGAGGGAUACUCCUAGACCAAACACGCAUUCGCCGACACAUGAGUAGACUUAUUUUCCUGAGUGUGCAUCAGUUUAGUCAUAAAAAUAUCGACAAACGAGAAAAACUACAAUCCAUUGUUGUAUUGUUUGCACAAAUUCUAAAAGAAAAAAACCUAACAAAGUAUCAACGUAAUGUAAAAAUGACUAAAAUGUGUAAAAAAAUACAAGGAUAUUCGAUUAAUAGAGGUGUAACAUAUCAAAUUGGCAGUCUGUAAAUGUAUUAUUAUGCAUAUUGAUAAUAGAUAUAUUCAUUUGGAGUGCAAUUGUGUGUAAAUGUGGACAUUUUCAUCCCAUCAGCCAAGGCUUCCUGGCCAAUCUGAAGCCUGUAGGGUUACAUAGAAGCUGCCCAUGAGAACCAAACCCCUUAUUUAUCAAACUAACUGUUACAGUACAACGUCCUAGAAGCCAGCCAUUACAAUGUAUAGAUAUGUCACUGCACAGCGUCGUCAACAGAAACUAGACACUCUGUCGAUAUAGAUUGUACUGUAUCUCUCCUGAAUGCACUCAGAGUAGUGUGUCGUCUUAAUGCACAAUAUGAUGGUCUUUUUGUUUUCUUAUCACUGGCUUCUGUGUGUGUGUGUGUGUGUGUGUGUGUGUG
Molecule: messenger RNA, 2950 nt
Organism: Epinephelus fuscoguttatus (brown-marbled grouper)
Lineage: Eukaryota; Metazoa; Chordata; Actinopteri; Perciformes; Serranidae
Gene: slc17a6b
Product: solute carrier family 17 member 6b
Exons: 12
Coding region: 595-2328 (577 amino acids)
Biological process (GO): regulation of synapse structure or activity; synaptic transmission, glutamatergic; monoatomic anion transport
Cellular component (GO): excitatory synapse; synaptic vesicle membrane
Molecular function (GO): neurotransmitter transmembrane transporter activity; L-glutamate transmembrane transporter activity
Source: RefSeq, a predicted model, not a curated record